Molecule: messenger RNA, 896 nt
Organism: Linum tenue
Lineage: Eukaryota; Viridiplantae; Streptophyta; Magnoliopsida; Malpighiales; Linaceae
Source: the annotation of a GenBank genome assembly
CCGGAAAACAAGGCGGGCAUUUAACAACUUUUUUUCUUCUUCAUAAAACUGAACAACAAUGGCGGUGGUGUGCUUGUCCGUUGCUGCAUCUGCUUCAUUGCCGAGAAUCAGCUCUACAGACACCAGAACCUCCAUCUCCGUUCGCAGAACCAUCCGCCUCUUGAAACCGUACCGCCGGAACCAAAGUAUUAAUCCAACCGGCAGAAGAUUGACGAGUCGACGACUCAACGCCGGGUUGUCAGAAGUCGAGCCCGAUCUCAGAGAGGAACCAAUCGACCAGUGGGGAACUCCUGGAAUUGACCCAGAAGAUUUUGAGUACGGAAUUUAUGAUGGGCACCACACUUACUUCGAGGGAGAGGAGGACAACCAAGGAACGUUUUGGGGUGCCAUUGCUGACGAUAUCAAAGCCGUGGAACCACCCUCUGGCUUUCAGGGCUUCUUAUCGUGGCUAUUUCUCCCAGCAAUAGCCGCUGGGAUGUACCUCAAUGUUCCUGGUGAAUUCCUGUUCGGCGGGGCGGCGAUCUUCGCGACGAUAUUCGUGGUGAUAGAGAUGGAUAAGCCGGACAAGCCACACAACUUCGAGCCACAGAUCUACAACAUGGAGAGAGGGGCGCGGGACAAGCUGAUCAAUGACUACAACACCAUGAGCAUCUGGGAGUUCAACGACAAGUAUGGGGAGCUCUGGGAUUUCACCAUCCAGAGGGAUGACAUUACCAAGCGAGUCUAGCUUUUUUCUAGGGGGUUCCCUUGUUUUCCUUUACUCUUACAGAUGAUGUUACCAAGAAGUCACCGCAAUAUAAUGUAUAGGAACUUGUUUAUAUUUUUGGAGUUCAAUCUUCCUUUUGUUCCCCCCAAACUAAAUUAGACGGUUAAUGCUAAUGGUUAACCGAAAUCGU